Molecule: messenger RNA, 1303 nt
Organism: Indicator indicator
Lineage: Eukaryota; Metazoa; Chordata; Aves; Piciformes; Indicatoridae
Gene: GULP1
Product: GULP PTB domain containing engulfment adaptor 1
Exons: 13
Coding region: 166-1266 (366 amino acids)
Source: RefSeq, a predicted model, not a curated record
AGCAGCAGUAACAAAGGCUCAAAAAUGUUGACAAACGAGUGAACUGUUCCACUUGAGAACCAGUGUCUGCUUUUGACUUUGGUGAGAGAUUUGAAUGCAGAAGGGCUAAAGGGGGGAAAAAUAAACCAGAUCCAGAAACAUUGUUGACUGAAGUGACUUUUCAACAUGAAUCGUGCUUUUAGCAGGAAGAAAGACAAAACAUGGAUGCACACUCCUGAAGCCUUAUCAAAGCAUUAUAUUCCCUAUAAUGCAAAGUUUCUUGGCAGUACAGAAGUGGAGCAGCCAAAAGGCACAGAAGUUGUAAGAGAUGCUGUUAGAAAGUUAAAGUUUGCCAGACAUAUCAAGAAAUCUGAAGGCCAGAAGACACCCAAAGUUGAGUUACAGAUUUCAAUCUAUGGUGUAAAAAUUCUAGAUCCAAAAACAAAGGAGGUCCAGCACAACUGUCAGCUCCAUAGGAUAUCCUUUUGUGCUGAUGAUAAAACUGACAAGAGAAUAUUUACCUUCAUAUGCAAGGACUCAGAAUCAAAUAAGCAUCUGUGCUAUGUAUUUGACAGUGAAAAGUGUGCUGAAGAGAUAACUUUAACAAUUGGCCAAGCCUUUGACUUAGCUUACAGGAAAUUUCUGGAAUCCGGAGGAAAAGAUGUUGAAACACGGAAACAAAUUGCAGGUUUACAGAAAAGAAUUCAAGAAUUAGAAACUGAAAACACAGAACUGAAAAAUAAAGUCCAGGAUUUGGAAAACCAGUUAAGAAGAACACAAGUACAUGCAUCUCCACUGCUGCACAUAAAGUGUGAUAAUGAUGAACAUAUGUUUCAAAGACCCUCUACUUUUUUCUGGUGUAACAAUGAGGAUUCACCUCCUUGUUUAGAUAUCUCUUCCAUUACGCUUACUCCUAGGAGUUCUCCUGACUCUAGACUACCACCUGGAUUGUUAAUACCACCACCUUCAAAAAGUGGUCUUCCAAAGCCAACCAGUGAAUACAGCUGCCCAAGACCUCGUGCAGGCAGUGUGACACCUAAAUCACCCUCCACUGACAUCUUUGAUAUGGUUCCCUUUUCUCCCAUAUCCCCUCAAUCAUCAACACCUACUCGCAAUGGUACACAGCCUCCUCCAGUACCCAGUAGAUCUACAGAGAUCAAGAGAGACCUUUUUGGAGCAGAACCUUUUGACCCUUUUAGCUGCGGAGCAGGAGAUUUCCCUCCAGACAUUCAGUCCAAACUAGAUGAGAUGCAGCGUCAGCGAUGGAGGGGUUCAAAAUGGGAUUAACUCUUGAAGGCACAGUAUUUUGUCUUGACCCACUAGA